UUGAGAUUUAUUCUGGUUCGGGAGAGGUGUGUUGAGUGUUGUAGCUACAGAUAAGGUGGCAGCAUUUCAAUUUACAUGUGUCUUGCAAAAUGCACACCUCUCCACAAGUUUUUCGAAUUUAUUUAGAUUUUAUAACACACAGUGGACCGUGAAAUUUUGGGGAAGCAAAUGAUAACGGACGCAGAGCUCUUAUAGCUAGCCAUCUUCUGAAGAUUAUUAGCAGGGUCUCUCCUGUAAAUUCUUUCCUCUCGGAAUGUUCUCAAAAAAGCCCCAUGGGGAUGUCAAAAAAUCAACACAGAAAGUCUUGGAUCCAAAAAAGGAUGUCCUGACACGUCUGAAACACCUGCGAAUCGUAAUAGAGAAUGCGGAGUCUGUGGACCUGAAGCACUUCUUUGACCAGAACUACUCCCACAUCUACUAUGUCUUUUUUGAGAACUUUGUCACCAUCGAGGUCAACCUGAAACAGAAAGGUCACAAAUCGCAAAGGGAAGAGCUGGACUCCAUUCUUUUCAUAUUUGAGAAAAUCCUGCAACUUCUACCGGAGCGCAUCCACCAACGAUGGCAGUUUCACAGCAUCGGUCUUAUUCUCAAGAAGCUGUUACACACAGGAAAUUCCUUAAAGAUCCGUCGGGAGGGCGUGCGUCUCUUCCUGCUGUGGAUGCAGGCGCUGCAGACCAACGCCCUGCCGGAGCAGCUGUGGAUCUUUGCCUGUCUCAUCCCCGGCUUCCCCGCACCCCAGUCGGAACACGGGCCCCGCACACUCGACAACCUCAUCAGCCCGCCGCUCUGCCUGCAGGAGAUGGGUCCCGAGGAGAUCACGCCACUGGUUCCCCCGCAGUCGGGCGAUAAGGCCCAGGAGGACCUGACUGGCUACUUCCUGGAGGCCCUGCUGAAAUACAUGGUAAACCAGGCUAAGAGCCUGGAGUGGCGCUACAAGGAGAACCAUGAGAAGGGCUUCGCCUUCCUCUUCGCCAACUUCAAGAAGUACUACCUGCCCCACAUCUUCCCCAACUUCUCCAAGGAGACCAGCCUGUACAACCCCAUCCUGGAGGUACCCUCCCUGAGACCAAAGCCUUACUACACGGUGGUGAAGCGGGACCCGGACACCAACGAGGCGGUGUACUGCACCAAGGAGAGCUUCCUGAACGCCCGCGUCAUCUUCAUCCGCUGGCUGGUGUCCUUCUGGCUGGAGCCGCGCACCAAUGCCGCCACCCUCAUCCCCGGCGUGGAGGGGGAGAACGUGCCAAAGAACAUCCAGAGAGCAGCAGCAGGUCUGGCUGCGCGGAGCGAGGACAGUGGCGGCCCCCGGGGUCCCGACUCGCUGGACGGUGGUAUGGGCGGCGGAGGGCUGGGUGGCGGUGCGGAACCCGAGCAGUCGCACUCCAACACGAGCACGCUGACUGAACGCGAGCCCAGCUCGUCUAGCCUGUGCAGUGUGGACGAGGAGCACCUGACCGACAUCGAGGUGGUGCGCCGCGUCCUCUGCUCCUCGCGCACCAACGUCAACUUCAUCACUGAGAUCUUCCGACAGGCGUUCCUGUUGCCCAUGUGCGAGGCGGCGGCCAUGCGUAAGGUGGUGCGCGUCUACCAAGAGUGGAUCUCCCUGGAGGACAAGCCCGUGUUCAUGAGGGAGCCUGAGGAGGACCACCGGACUCACGCCGACUCCGCCAGCGACGGCACAGACAAGGACGAAGAGGAGAGGUCAAUGAAGGUGUCCAGUCACAGCAGGACUUCGAGCUGGUGCAGGAGUUCCCAGAGCAAUAUGCUGGAGUACAGCGUCCACGCUGGUGUGCAGUCGACACUGCAGGUCUUCAUCACUAACUCGUCUAACGUGUUUCUUCUGGAGCCGGCUAACGAGCUGAAGGUAUUGCUAGAGGAGCAUGUGGACAUGUGCAAGCGCGUGCUCAACAUCUACCGCAGCCUCGUCAUGCACGAGACCAUGGACCAGAAGACAUGGGAGCAGAUCUUAUUGGUGUUGCUCCGGGUAACAGAGUGUGUGAUGAAGAGAGCCCCCUCUGUCACGCCGUCCGGCAGGAAGAAUCCCACUCUCUCUGGCCGGCUAGCAGGGGCCAUCUUCCAGACUCUGAUCGUGGCGUGGAUCAAAGGGAACCUGAAUGUGUACAUCUCGCGCGAGCUGUGGGAUGACCUGCUGGCCGUUCUAUCCUCGCUCACCUGCUGGGAGGAGCUGGUCACUGAGUGGUCGCUCACCAUGGAGACGCUCACCAAGGUGCUGGCACGCCACCUCUACAGCCUGGACCUCAACGAGUUGCCCCUGGACAAACUCAGCGAGCAGAAGCAGAAGAAGCACAAGGGCAAAGGUGGCAUUAACGAGGGCCACAAGAUGGCGGUGGACCGCUCCUUCUCUAGGGGCUGGAGUCGUGACCCGCCGGGUCAGGCCGCCAUGCGCCAGCGCAGUGCCACCACAGCUGGGUCGCCCGGCAUCGAGAAGGCCCGCAGCAUCGUGCGGCAGAAGACCGUGGAUAUGGAGGACCCCCCAUUGGCCCCGCGAGGGCCCCGCUUGCGGCACAGCUCCCAGAGCCAGGACGCGGCGCCGGUGUCCCUCAGCUCCGAGGUGUUCGGCGCGUCGGUGGAGGCCGACUUGACCCCUCCGGGCAGCGGUGUCGGUGGCGCCGUCGGAGCUCUGCCACCUCUCCCCCGCAGCUCCAGCGCCUCUGACAUCAUGGAGCCCUUCAUCGCAGAGCGCGCCAAAGAAACGCCCCCCGCCGCCCCCCAACCGCACAGCUUGGGGGGCGAGCCGACCCCCCUGCAGUCCCUUUCCUCUUCCCCCCACCACCAGCACCAGCACCUCCCCCCACUCUCCUGCACCCCUCCGCCCUCGUGCGUUGCCGCCGGCGACGGCAACCGCGGCAGCAGCAGAGUGCCCUCGCUGGACGCCGCCGAGCGGCACAGCAUCUACGAGCAGCUAUGCCACCCGGCCCCUUCCUCCGCACCCCCCUCCCUCUUCACUUGCGACCCCCUCGCUGCCCCUCAGCAUCGGGCCCAGUGGAUUGUGGGAGACGUAGGCAAAGGCGGCGAGGAUGACCUCAUGAGCUCGCUCAGGGAGUACUUCGGCCAGGGGGAAGACAGUUGGGCAGGGGCGGGCUUCCUGACCAGCGACAGCACAGAGGAGGCAGGGCCAGAGAGGGGGAUAGAGGGAGGAGGAGGAGGAGGAGGGAUGGAGAGCGGGAUAGUGACAGGGGCAGAGAGAGAGAGAUUGAGGCUGGAGGAGAGGAGAGCUAGGGGGAGCGCGAGCUCGGCCGGGGAGGAUGAGGGCGUUAGGCCCAAGAAGCAGGCCCGCGCAGGCACGGGAGCGGAGGGGGAUGGAGGAGGAGGUGGAGGAGGAGGAGGUGGGAGCGGGGUGCACGUCAGCUUCCGACCGUCCACCGAAUCGGUGCAGUUCCACAACCCCCUCGACCCCAAGGAGGCCUACUGGAAGACGCGUCUGAGACGCCUCAGCCAUUUCAGCCACAGCAGCAGCAGCAGCAGCAGCAACAACAACAGCAGCAGUAACUCCACCGGGACCACAGGGGGCGCCGCUCAGGUCUCGGGCGAGGGCCCGGCGGCCAGCAGCGGUCUCAGACGCGGUAGGUUGGGCCGCUCGGCCCUCCGACCCCGCGGCUUGCGCUCGCGCUCCCAGGAGCCCGGCUCGGCCUGCAGCCCCUCGCGCCACCACCCGCAUCACCACCAGGGGGCGCUGCUGGGCGGCGUGUACAAGUCAAUGGUGCACGCCCUCUCCCAUAAGCCCAAGGGCCAUGUUGCCCCCAGCCCACGCCAGGCCAAAGCGCAGCCACAGGCAGCGCCCCUCUUGGACCUGGUGGCUUCCGUUAUGGGCUAUUUUGGAAGGAAGCCCCCAGCCAACAAAGAAGAUCUAGCUCCGAAGAUGCGUCCGGUGUCGAGUGACGCGGGCAGCAACAGCAACAGCAACCCCAACUUCAGCGACCUCAUGGACGAGUUCAUCCAGGAGCGCCUGCGAGCGCCCCGGGGCAACUCUCAGGGCAUGACUCGGCGUGGCAGUAGUCCAGGCAGUCUGGAGAUCCCCAAAGACCUGCCCGAGCUGCUGACGCGGCCAAGCGCCACGCGACCCGCUGACGACCCUGGCGUGCCUUCCGAGUGGACCUCACCGGCCAGUGCCAGUGGCAGUGACCUCAUCAGCUCUGACAGCCAAUCAGACUCCUUUAACGCCUUCCAGUAUGACGGCAAGUUUGAUAAUUUCAGUUUCGGGGCGGAUGCAGCUGCCGGCUCCCUGGACAGGGACAGUCUGGGCGGCAUCCCCCAGACGGCGGAGGAGCAGGAGCUGUCCAGCCUCACCACGCUGCACAUCGACUCGGACACCAGCAGCCAGCAGGGUGUCUCUGCCGACACCGUCACCAUCACAGGCUCGGAGGGCGCCUCUCCUAUGCACUCCCUGGGCUGCUCCCGCUCGCAGACGCCCUCCCCAGCCACCCUCACCGCCGAGCACACCGAACACAAGGACCUGCAGCUAGACGAGAAGCUCCACCACUCUGUACUGCAGACUCCUGAUGACCUUGAGACGAGUGAGUUUCCCAAUGAGGACUGCAGUGUGAUGGCCGGCGGCUCUCUGACCGGUUGGCACUCGGAUGUCGCCACAGUGAUGUGGCGGAGGAUGCUGGGUAUCCUGGGAGAUGUGAACUCCAUCAAAGACCCCGAGAUCCACGCUCAGGUGUUUGACUACUUGUGUGAGCUGUGGCAGAACCUGGCCAAGAUCAGAGACAACCUGGGCAUCUCCAUGGACAACCAGUCCUCCCCACCUCCCCCAGACCUCAUCCCACCCCUCCGUAUCCACCCAUGGCUCUUCAAGGCCACUAUGCUGACUGAGCGGUACAAGCAGGGCAAGCUGCACGCCUACAAGCUGAUCUGCAAGAUCAUGAAGAGGAGGCAGGACGUCUCGCCCAACUCUGACUUCCUCACACACUUUUACAACAUCAUGCACUGCGGCCUGCUGCAUGUCGACCAGGACAUUGUGAACACCAUCAUAAAGCACUGCUCUCCGCGUUUCUUCUCCAUCGGUCUCCCCGGGGCCACCAUGCUCACGCUGGACUUCAUCGUGGCCGCCAGCAGGGUGACCGCCUGCUCCUCGCUCAAUGCUCCUCGUGUGGAGGCGCAGAUCCUGCUGGGAUCCCUGGUGUGCUUCCCCAACCUCUACGAGGAGCUGCCUGCGCUGCACCCCACCACAGCGGACGUCGUCAUGACCAAGUUCAGGGACGUCAAGGAGCACAUCAUUAAACACAUUCUGAACUCUGCCAAAGAUGAGCCCUCAGCCCCUGCCAGGUGUGUGGCGCUCUGCAGCCUGGGCAUCUGGUUGUGUGAGGAGUUGGUCCAUGGCACAAGACACCCGCAGAUCAAAGAGGCCCUCAACGUCAUUUGUGUCACACUCAAGUUCCCAAAUAAAACCGUGGCCCUGGUUGCCUCAGAUAUUCUGCACCUGCUCAUCAACUAUGUGGAUCACCUGCAGAAAUUCCCUCCUGACACCCCAAAGAAAAUAGUUGAGAUCCUCAUAGCCACCAUCACCUACCUGCUCCCCACCACAGAGUCCUCCCCACAUGAGCUGGACAAAAGGCUGGUGGUGUCGCUGCUGCUGUGCCUGCUGGACUGGGUGAUGGCACUGCCCCCCAAGACCCUCCUGCAGCCCAUCCAGACCCUCACGCCGGACAAGGACCGCGGAGAGAAGUCCGUCCUCAGCUGCAUCUAUAAGGUUCUGCACGGCUGUGUGUACGGGGCGCAGAGCUUCAGUAACCCCCGCUACUUUCCCAUCAACCUGUCUGACCUCAGUAGCGCCGACUACGACCCCUUCCUGCUGCUGGAGAGCCUGAAGGAGCCCGAGCCACUGCAUUCACCCGACUCCGAGCGCUCGUCCAAGCUUCAGCCCGUCACCGAGGUUCGCAGCCGCAUGCAGACGGGCCUGAUCUCCGUGGCGGCCCGCACGGUCAUCUCGCACCUGGUCAACCACAUGGGCCACUACCCACGCGGCGGGCCAGCCACACUGACCAGCCACGUGUGCGAAAACCACGACAACCCCUACAGCGAGAGCCCGGACCUGGCCACGGAGCUCUUCGACGCGCCCAACCUGCAGUUCUUCGCGCUCAACAGCUCCACGCUGCUCUCGUGCCUCCAGAUCCGUGCCGAGGACGGGCUGCCCGGCGGCGGCAUGUCGGCCGGACUGACCACCACGAGCGCCUGCGUGCGCGUCAUCGUGCGCGACAUCUCCGGCAAGCACUCGUGGGACUCUGCCGUCCUCUACGGGCCGCCCCACUGCUGCGCAACGACCGGUCAGCAUCCGCCGACGGCGUCGCAGAACAACGUCGGCCACAAAGAGGAGGACGAAGAUGACAACGAAGACGACGACGACGACGAGGGUCGCCUGGGCCUGACUGGUCCGCGGGCCAAGCGCCGCUGCCGCGACGAGGCCUUUCCGCAGUGGGACGCCCUGCGCGAGGACGAAGGCUCGGACGCGCUGGACGAGAUGCUCUGCUACCUGGGCGUGUCCAGCCCCGAGUGCCUGCAGCGGGCCGGCGCCCCGCUCAACAUCCCGGCGCCACCGCCGGCCUGCGUGUCCGAGAAGCAGGAGAACGACGUCAUCAACGCCAUCCUCAAGCAGUGCGCCCACGAGCGGGAGUUCGGCGCGCACCGUGGCAACGAGCUGAACAUGCGGGCGUCGCAGCAGGGCCAGCCGGGGCCCCAGCGGCCACAGAGCGCCUUCUACUACUGCCGCAUGCUGCUCAACAUCCUGGGCAUGAACUCCUGGGAGAAGAGGAGCAGCUUCCACCUGCUGAAGAAGAAUGAGAAACUGCUGCGAGAGCUGAAGAAUCUGGACUCCAGACAGUGCCGUGAGACACAUAAGAUAGCGGUGUUCUAUGUGGCGGAGGGACAGGAGGACAAGCACUCCAUCCUGUGCAACACCAGCGGCAGCCAGGCCUACGAGGACUUCGUGUCCGGCCUGGGCUGGGAGGUGAACCUGACAAGUCACUGUGGCUUCAUGGGCGGCCUGCAAAGAAACCGGAGCACGGGACUGACCAUGCCCUACUUCGCCACCUCCGCCGUGGAGGUCAUGUUCCACGUGUCCACGCGCAUGCCCCCCGACUCAGACGAUUCACUCACCAAGAAGCUGAGGCACCUGGGGAAUGACGAGGUGCACAUUGUGUGGUCGGAGCACUCGCGAGACUACCGGAGAGGCAUCAUCCCCACUGAGUUUGGUGACGUCCUCAUCAUCAUCUACCCCAUGAAGAACCACAUGUACAGCAUCCAAAUCAUCAAGAAACCAGAGGUGCCCUUCUUUGGGCCUCUGUUUGACGGGGCCAUAGUGGACAGUAAGAUCCUGCCCACAGUGGUCAGAGCGACAGCACUCAACGCCAGCCGAGCUCUCAAGUCUCUCAUCCCACUCUACCAGAACUUCUACGAGGAAAGAGCCCGUUACCUAGAAACCAUUGUCCAGCAUCACCUGGAGCCGACCACCUUUGAGGACUAUGCAGCGCGUGUUUUCUGCCCCGCUCCUAACCACCACCUCUCCUCCGAAGCAGAGAGAAAUGCUGUGGUGUUUCUCCUCCUCCCCAAACCUCCACUAGAAAACAUUGGUCUCAUCAAGGUAAAGGGCAAAGGCUUGAAAAGGAAGGUGUUUCACGCUAGCUGUGAAUGGCUCAUGCCACGAGACUCCGUCGGCCGAAAGCCCAGCAGCAAUGGGGGCGGUGGCAGUGGGGGGAGACGGGAGCGACUCAGCCUCGCCAAUGUCCCCUCGUACUAGCAAGAGCCGCAUGUCCAUGAAGCUGCGCCGCUCCUCCGGCUCGGCCAAUAAGACUUGACCCGACACCGACCCCCGACCCCCACUGGACCCACCCACCCACCCGCCGCCACAUGCUCAUCUGGAUCUGGCCACUGCCCAUGUCACAUCACGCCUUUCCUCUCGCACGGCGGUCUCCACGGAGACGACAUCUGACAGCAGGACAUCAGUUUGUUUCUCCUCUUCAUCUUUUCUUUUGGGGUUUGGGCAUCCUGGCCUUCCCGACCCCCCCACCACCACCACCACCACCACCACCACCACCAUACCAAACACCUACUUGCCUGUGAUCUUUGUAGAGCUUGGACCUGUGCACCAUGCCAGAAAGCCUAUGAAAGCUUUCUGCUGCUACCUUCACACACACACACACACACACGUGUAUGCCCAUGCCACGGAUACUGCUGCACUGGAGGACUAUGAACGAGGGGGAAUGUGGGAGGACAGUGCCUAGACUCUGCUUGUGCCCCAUGCAAAAAAAGUACAAAAUAAACAAGUAAACAAACAUGCAUAAAUAAAAACAACUUUUAAACUCUUUAAGGACACAGAGUACUGCAGCACUGAGCUGUAGAACCAUUGAAGAGGAGAAAAGACCAACAAGAGGAAACCCUUGAAAUGACGAUCGGGGCCUUUGAGCACGGAGGUGUUCACGUGCAGAGGGGAGGAAGAAGGGAAGGAAAGCGAGGUGACAUUCAUGCCAUUCCCUCGGUCACUUUGCCUGUUUGCUUUCAGAACUCUUGAUUCUUUGAGCCUCUGCUGUAAUUCCUGAUGCGAAUAAGAGAAGUACUCAGUGCAGUUAGCCAUGAUGCCAGUAAAGGUCAAAAGAAAUGGCAAAAAAUAAUAUUAUAUGAAACAAGUUUCUUCUAUGGUUACUGUUGUAUCCACCAUGGAACAUGCUAGAAAUCCACUCAUGUGUAUACUUAUACAUAUAUAUGUAUGUAUUUGUACUGUAUAAUUGAAGCCUGCUUUGUUUACAGUUUGCAGAGAUGCUGGCCAAUAUUGGGCAGUAGAGCCUUCCUUUAAAUUUGGCUGGAGAAAAUUGUUAUGCCCAGAGUUAUGUUUGUGAAUGAGAAAAGAAAGCACUUCCUCCUGUUACAUUUAUGUUUUCAUGUUUUGUUAUUUCUUUUCCACACUAGUUGUGGAGCUAAUAUUUUGAAUUGUUUUCACUACUGUUCACAUAUGGUUAUGGUGAAGAUUGUUAAAUCAGUUUUCACCUGAUUUAGAAUGUUACUGAAACAUUGUUACUACAUAAUCUAUUUCAACCACAACACCACUUUUCACCAGUAACAGAACACGUGUAUAUAUUAUAAAUAUGAAUAUAUACAUAUUUAAUGUAUGUGUAUAGUGUAUGAACAGUAUCUGGUCUGUGUAUAUAGUUACCAAUAUUUAAAUCAGCCAAAAAUGAACAGAAACUAACACGGAGCCGUUCAGAACAUCUGAGGGGUGAUGAUUUUUAGGGCGAUUUUAAGCGCUCAGUGGCAGCGAUUGUCUGGUCUUGCUGCAACGCUCUCUGUCGCUGAAGUUACCCUCUACACUUUCCCUGUCUGCUGGUUUAGGUCGCAUUAUCGGCGGCACCAUGAGUGUAGUUAAUAGUCUGAAAAUGCCAUCGUUAAAAUGAGGAGCACUGCUCCAUUUAGUGAUGCCUGAAUGACAGAUUGGCCAAAGAGUUUUUACAUAGCUACAACAGACUUAACAUAGCCACAACGCAGCCUAACCUUUUUCUCCACAAUGUGAUUGGCCAGGCAGGGAAAGUGUAGGGGUCAACGCUAAGAUAGUAUAGCCUUUUUUUUUUUUACCUGAGAACAAUUACGCCCUGUCGCCAAAUUACAGUACGUGUUCAGCCAACACUAUAUUCAUUCGCAUUUUUGUUAUAAUAAUGAACUUAGGAUUGUUUUGAUGCUCAGCCUAUGUCGCGGAGUUAUAGUUGUUUUGACGGAGAUGAAAGGGAUUGCGUUAAAGACGGUAUCAGGGUGAUGCUGUUAUUAUGAUAGGCUACUCUUAUAACAGCAGUGACCGCUACUGGCAUGUUUGAAGUCAACUCCAUGCAAGUCAUACUCCGUUUUUGCUUUCUUGUCUCUCACUGAAUAGGUCAAGCUUACAUUAGGUCAAUCAGUAUGUUUAUUCAAAGCAUUGUUUUUGUCAGACAACGAACUAUGCGAAAUUUUAGGACUUGACAGAGGCCCAAUUGAGACCUCACUGUGCUGGAGCGCGACCUGCGUCCCUACCCCUUGCACGAGUGACUGAGACCGGUGCCUGUUGUAAAACUGAGGGCGUAACAGAAAUGCCUUUGAAGGUUAUGAUGUACGUUACUACUGACCAAAGGCUGCAUGACACCAGUACUAACUGCAUGUGUUGACAUAACAGCUUCACAACACAAACCACGCACGCACGCACACACGCACAUACGCCAGUCUGUAAUAUUGUCAUACUUGUAGUAUCUAUACAGUAAUGGUUAUGAAAGACGGAGACACGGAUGUGCAAUUGAACAUGAAAAUAAAGGUGUUCAUAUCACAGACUUUAA
Alosa alosa (allis shad) is the source of this 10307-nucleotide messenger RNA. It is a transcript of the gene ralgapa1, whose product is annotated as Ral GTPase activating protein catalytic subunit alpha 1. Gene Ontology annotation, molecular function: GTPase activator activity. NCBI's taxonomy places the organism in Eukaryota, Metazoa, Chordata, Actinopteri, Clupeiformes, Clupeidae. The record is from RefSeq and is a predicted model, not a curated record. Gene Ontology annotation, biological process: regulation of small GTPase mediated signal transduction; positive regulation of GTPase activity. Gene Ontology annotation, cellular component: cytoplasm; nucleus.